Molecule: messenger RNA, 3354 nt
Organism: Dermatophagoides farinae (American house dust mite)
Lineage: Eukaryota; Metazoa; Arthropoda; Arachnida; Sarcoptiformes; Pyroglyphidae
Source: RefSeq, a predicted model, not a curated record
AGAGAAAUAGAAAAGAGAAAGAACUCUAAAUCAUCAUUACUCAAGACCACCACUACGACCACAGCUAAUUCUAAAAGUCCAAAGGAUUUUCUAUUUAAAUUUUUCUCGUUCAUCCUGUGUUGUAUGCCUCUCUUUUUUUUUCUAUCAAUUUACUGGUUUUCCAAAAUGAUUGCCUGAACUAUGUGAAUGACUUUUGGAUUUUUGAUCCAAUUAAAAUGAUCAUUGUGAUGAUGAUCUGAUUACGACGAGAAAAAAAACACGUGUGUUUAUUACAAAAAAAAAUUCCCUCUAUCUGUUCAUCGUCAAUAAAUAUCAAUAACAGAAAAAAUAUGAAUCAAUUCAACAAGUUCAAAGACUUUGUUCACGGAAAUUCCGUACUAUUGAAAUCAAAGAAUGAUCGACAAAUCUUAUCAACUGAAGUGAUCAAAGAUGAAAAACAUAUGGAAAAUAUCAAAUCGAUAUUAACUACAGCCGAAAAGAAAUUAUCAAAUUCUUUAAUAAGUCCUCGACGUACGUCUGGUGCAGAUCCGGUUGCACCGGAAAAGAAAACGAAAAAAUUUCCUAGUACUAGUCUAAAUAAAUUUUUCAAUGAAGCAUCUGAAAUAUUAUCGUUGUCGAAAAAUGAUUCUGUAUUAAGUAAAACAUUGCUGACUUGUUCACAAUUGCAGAAUGAAUUCACUCAAAUCCUUGCCGAACAUGAAUCCAACAUUGAACAGGAUUGUCUAAAUCAAAUUGAAAAAUAUCUUGAUGAAGAUUUACCAUCCAUACAUCGUACAAGAAAACAAUUAACAAAAGCAUAUGAAGAGUUGAAAACAGCACGUGCUAAACAUGAUUCAUUCACAAGAAAUGCUCAACAAAGUUUGGAUAUGCAGAAUAAAAUCGAAACAUUGAAAAAAGAUGUAGAAUAUAGUGAACAUAAAUUGGAACAAUGUCAGGAUGCAUAUGAAAUUGAAAUCUUUGAUUUUCUUGGCAAAGAGUUGACAAUAUCGGAAAUUUUCUUCCGAUAUAUAAAAUUAUUAGAAAUCUAUCAUGAACAAAUGUUACAACAGAUUCAUCAUUACAUUCCAGUCUUGGAAGGAGUGUUGAAGAAUACAUCACAAAGACCAGUGUUUGGAUGUCCAUUAGAAGAACAUCUUCGUUCAUCUGGACGGAAAAUUUCCGUUGUGAUAGAAAAAUGUGUUGAAUAUCUUUGGCCUUUCGUUAAAGAAGAAGGGCUAUUUCGAAUAUCGGGUAGUGUUUCUAAAGUAAAACGUAUGCGUAAUGCUUUCAAUGCUGGUCGUUUAGAAGCAUUGACUGAAAUGAAAAAUGAUGCACCAGCUGUUGUUAGUACAAUGAAAUCCUAUCUUCGUGAAUUACCCGAACCUUUAUUGACAUUCCGUCUUUAUCCGGAUUGGGUUGAAGCAGUCAAAGAAUCGAAUCCAAAUGAACGGUUGAAAUCGAUAUGGACAAUUUGUAAACAAUUACCCGAAGCAAAUCGAAACAAUCUUUGUUACCUGAUGAAAUUUCUAAAUGAAUUGACAAAAUAUUCUGAGCUUAAUAAAAUGUCAAGUCAAAAUUUAGCCAUUGCUUUGGGUCCAAGUUUACUUUGGUCAGAAGGAGAUUCAUACGACUUAAGCAUGUCGAAUCAUUUGCCAACAUUAGUUGAAGCAUUGAUAACCUAUUGUGAUUAUUUCUUUCCCGAUGAAUUUUCCGAAUUUACAACAAAUUCACCUGCUUCUCCAAUUCAAACAAGUAUGGUGGAUAAUUCAUCAUCAUUUAGCGAUAAUUCUGAUGAUCAAGAUUCCUCAUUGAAUACUGCUAAAUUAUCACCAUUGUUGAACCGUCAUCAUCAUAGUAGCAAUAAUAAAAUCAAUCAGCAACAGAUGGAUAAAAAGAAAAAACCAGCACCAAAGCCUCCGCCAUCAAUGACUUCGUCACAAUCAUCACUUCAAUCAACCAAUAUUGAUCUAAGUCCAACUGGUAGUUUGACAUCAUCAUCAAAAAUUCGUCCAAAAAUCGCAUCAUUUAAAUUUCAAAAACCACCAGCCAUUAAUAAGCCAACUCUAUCUGAACACGGAGAAAAUAUUACUAUAAUUGAAAAUAAAUUUUCACGACAUUCAGAACUAAUUAUGAAGGGAUCAAACCGUGUAGAAUCGCCACCAGCGGCAAUCUACCUUACUACUGGUGGUCCUGUUACAUCUAGCUUAUCACCAGGAAUCUAUCUACGAAAAUCUCCCGAAUCCAUGACAACGUUUCGACCACAAGCCCAGGGAAUUACGACUACAAAAAUUCGUCCUAAAUCUGUUUGUGAAAGGCCAAUGGUCGCUCCACCAAGUGUUCCUCCACGUCCUUCAUUGACACCAAAACAAUCAAAAGCUGAAAUGGCACAUCAAAAUUCGAAACCUCAACAGCAACAACUAUCAUCUAAUGAUAAUAUCCAAUUGAUCGAUAAAUACCCAGAAUUCAAUCACAUUGAUUCUGAAUCUGAUGAUCAGAGUAGCAGAUCUUCAAAAGAUCUAAGCGAUCUAAGCCUACAGCAAAAAGUUCUUAUUAAUUUCAAAAAGGAUUCCACAUUGAAUGACGAAGGAAGGCAAUCACCAAUAUAUCCUUCGUUGGAGAAAAUGAUUGAAAAAGAUGAUGAUGAUGAUGAUGAUGAUGAGGAAAUGAAAAUUCCAUCUGAACCGGAAACAACACCACCACCGCCACGUAAACCACCACGUACUCAUUCAUCUAAUUCAUCCACUGGAUCAUCAUCGAAUUUAAGCAUAAAUGAUGGCCGUGAAUCAAUCUUGGAUACAACUUCAUCUUUAUCGCCGAAAAAUCUGAAAAAGCAACACCAACGAUCAGCGUCUACUUCGAUCUCGACUUCGAAUAAUAAUAAUAAUCCUGAUAUUGAUGAUAAUUCCAAAUUGAAUCUGAAUUCAUCUAAUAUAUCACAAUCAAAAACUCAUCAUCAAACCUAUCUGUGAAACGAACAAUCAAACAAAAAAUGUUGACAUUCAUUUCAGACAUUCGAAUUUCAGUUUUGAUUAUCAAGUGCCUUGUUUUUUUCCAAUACUUGAAGUCAAAAAAAAACAAUAUUUCAGGCGUCAAGUUUUUCUUUCAUACAAGUUGAAACAACUUUAUUUUUCCUAUAUGGCCAUUUGUAAUCUUAUUUAAACAAAUUUGUUUCUCUCCUGAAUGGAACACUUUUUUUCAAGAAAAACAAUAACUAAACAAAAAAAAAUAUCUAUAAAUUGUUAUUUUCUAGUCUGUAUGUUUUUUUCGUUUGUAUGUUUGUGUGUUAGCCGUAUCAUUGGCCAUAAUCGUCAUUAUAAUGAUGACUAUGAUUACAUGAUUUGCAAUAAUAAAUAAAAUUGAUUGAUUUUAAAAAUU